AUUCCAUUCCUAUUUUCCAAACCGUAAGAAUCUUUCAUUUAUUAAUUUUUUUUAAUUUAAUUUUAGUUUACCGUCACUUUCUCUCUCCAAAAAGAGGGAAGGAGGGGAUGUUUACUAUGUUGUGCUGCUAAUUACAAGGAACCUUACCACUCCGGUCACGCUUUUGCUUACUUCCCUGGUUGCGUGCAUUUUCAUCCUUUUCUGUUUUUUAUAUUCCUCUGUUUUUUAUAUUUUAUUUUUUUCAUUUCAUCUGUUUUUCUUCAUCUUUCUCGCUUGCAAAUCACAAAGUUAAAUCAUCUUUUGUUCAUCUUUUGUUCAUCUUUUUAAUCUAAUCAUAAUCCUAAGCAGCAGAAAAGAAGGAGACCCACUAAGCGUGCUCGCAAAAAGAACCCCAUUCAAUUUUAUUUUCGUUUUUAAAAAAUUUAUUUAAAUGGGUUUCGUUCCUUUUUGUGGGGCUUCGAUUGGGCUGUUAUAUGUUGGUUUGCCUUCCUCUUAAUUUUCAGCUUUUAUUGCUGGGUUUUAUUUUUAAACAAAAAUUGAGGUUUAUUUUCAUGUUUUCAGGAUUUGGGUUACAACAACAACAAACACACUCUAGAGAAUAUAGUGGUCUAUUUGGGAGUGAAAUUAGUUGAAAAUUUUCAUCUGGGUAAUUUUUAUUUGUAGUUGUUGUUUUGCGAAGGAAAAAAAUGAGUGAAAAUAGCCCAAAAUUGUUGGAUUUGAUAAAUAAAAGUGUUAAUGACGGAAGAAAAUAUGGGUUGUCAUCUUCAUCAUCAUGUUGUGAUGAGAACAAUAAGCUAGAACUAAGGCUUGGUUUACCUGGUGAUAAUAACAAUAAUAGAAACUGGUCAGCCAAACACGCCCUUGAUUCUAGACAGAUAGAGGAUUCACUUCUCUCUCUGGGACACCAUGGUAGUGGUGGUGUGAUCAGGUGUGGGAAGGAACACAGUCAUCAACCAUGGACUUCAUCUUCUACUGCUGCAAUACCAACUACAACUACAAGUAAUUCUGCAUUUCAGUACAACCAAACACGCCCUAAAGAAGCUUUGCCUGUUAUGGUAAAAGAUGCAUCACAGGCCUGUUGCACUAGAAUAGUAGAGUUGCAGUCUGCAGAAAAGAAGACAUUUUCACCAUCUUCUGCUCUUACAGCUGUGCCCAACAUUUCUCAGAAAAGAGCUGCUCCUACUCCAGUUGUGGGUUGGCCUCCAAUUCGAUCAUUUAGAAAGAACCUUGCUAGUAGUAGCAGCUCAGGGAAAUCUGUUCCAGAACCGCAAAGUACGAAGGGUGCGAAUGAAAAACCGGCAAAGGACAACUCUAUCAAGGGUCUGUUUGUGAAGAUUAAUAUGGAUGGUAUACCGAUUGGAAGGAAAGUCGAUCUGAGCGUGUAUAACAACUACGACAGCCUCUCGUCUUCUGUUGAUGAGCUUUUCAGAGGGCUUCUUUCAGCUCAAACAGAUUCUUGUACUGGUGCGAUUGAUAACAAACAUGAAGAGCAGAAAGCUAUUACCGGUUUGUUGGAUGGAAGUGGGGAAUAUACUUUGGUCUAUGAGGAUAACGAAGGAGACAGGGUGCUUGUUGGCGAUGUCCCAUGGCACAUGUUUGUGUCAACUGUGAAGAGGUUACGGGUGCUGAAGAGUUCCGACCUGUCCACACUAAGCCGUGGUGGCAAUAAACAAGGCAAGAUACUGAUUGACAAUCCAUCCAUGUGAAUGUUGCUAAAUGGAGUUGUCAAUUUAUUCUGUGUUUUAAGUAACUUUGUUGAGUUCUUACUUGGUGAAAUGUUGAAACUGAGAGCAGGAGAUGUGUAUUUGGUCUAAUAUUCUUCUAAUUCUCGCCUAUGUAUAAAGGAGAUAACUGAUGGGUUUUGUUUUGGAUAUUAUGGUUUUCUACAAUGAUUCCGAAAACUCACAAGUUGUUGCCUCUAGGCUCUAAGCUUGUUUGUUCCUAUGUUGGUUUCUAAAUUUUGUAUUACGAGCUAGGAGAUGGUCUUUCUUUUACAAAGUAGAGCUUCAUAAUAGAAGCACUUGUGCUU
Messenger RNA from Spinacia oleracea (spinach), 2029 nucleotides. Its product is annotated as auxin-responsive protein IAA2. Lineage: Eukaryota; Viridiplantae; Streptophyta; Magnoliopsida; Caryophyllales; Amaranthaceae. Gene Ontology annotation, biological process: regulation of DNA-templated transcription. The record is from RefSeq and is a predicted model, not a curated record. Gene Ontology annotation, cellular component: nucleus. The transcript is spliced from 6 exons. Bases 687 to 1706 code for a protein of 339 amino acids.